UUUGUGAGAGGUGGUGAAGAGAAGAGGAGCGCCAACCAACCGUUUCAGAUAAGCACAUCUCCACCAAACCAAACGGCACGUGUCAUUCAUGUGAUUUUCCAUUUUUCAUAUUACAAAUUCAAUCAAUUCACAUCACAACCCACAAGCAAACUUGAAUUUAGUUGAAGAAGGAAAUGGCUGCAACUUCUUCCUUGUGUUCAUCCACCCUCCAAUCCCAAAUUAAUGGUCUCCACCUUCACAAAGCCACUCUUUUUCAUCCUCCUUCCCUCACUUUCUCCAGGAGGAAACUUUCAACCAUCGUGAAGGCUUCAUCUCGUGUUGACAAGUUUUCAAAAAGCGAUAUCAUUGUUUCUCCAUCCAUUCUUUCUGCCAACUUUUCAAAAUUGGGAGAGCAGGUGAAAGCAGUGGAGUUGGCUGGUUGUGAUUGGAUUCAUGUUGAUGUAAUGGAUGGACGCUUUGUCCCAAAUAUUACAAUUGGACCUCUUGUGGUUGAUGCAUUGCGCCCUGUGACGGAUCUUCCUUUGGAUGUGCACCUGAUGAUUGUGGAGCCUGAACAAAGGGUGCCAGAUUUUAUCAAGGCAGGAGCUGAUAUUGUCAGUGUUCAUUGUGAACAAUCUUCCACCAUCCAUUUGCACCGUACAGUUAAUCAAGUGAAAAGUCUGGGCGCUAAAGCUGGAGUUGUCUUAAACCCUGCAACUCCCUUAAGCACAAUAGAAUAUGUCCUUGAUGUGGUUGAUUUAGUCUUAAUCAUGUCUGUAAACCCUGGCUUUGGUGGCCAGAGUUUUAUUGAGAGUCAAGUAAAGAAAAUUUCUGAUUUGAGAAGACUUUGCGCAGAGAAGGGAGUGAAUCCAUGGAUUGAAGUAGAUGGUGGAGUUGGACCAGCAAAUGCUUACAAGGUGAUUGAGGCUGGAGCCAAUGCACUGGUUGCUGGUUCUGCUGUAUUUGGAGCUAAAGAUUAUGCUGAAGCUAUAAGAGGAAUCAAAACCAGCAAAAGACCUGAAGCAGUUGCUGUGUGAAUGUGUGCAAUAUUCUACCCUCCAAUACAAUAUUAAUGAGUUGGCGGCCUAUAGGGCACCAUUAUGUUGCCUGGCUUGCUGUCACCACUGCCAAUUGCUUUUCUCUGGAAUUAACUAUAAGAAAUCAGUCAAGUAAGGCUGCUGGUGGGAUGCAUAGUUUGUGUAUAAUCUUAUAGCGACAAGUUUAAUCCAAGAUAAAGCCCUAUUCAAUGUAGUCUAUAUCAGCUUGUAACCUGUCAGUUAUAUUCCCCAUAUUGUAAAGCAGUUGUGCGUUCUUUGAAUAUAAGUAUUGAGAAAAAAGCCCAAAUAAAUUAUGUUUAUUUCUGCA
This is a messenger RNA of Vigna angularis (adzuki bean), 1344 nucleotides long. Its product is annotated as ribulose-phosphate 3-epimerase, chloroplastic. Gene Ontology annotation, molecular function: D-ribulose-phosphate 3-epimerase activity; metal ion binding. Gene Ontology annotation, cellular component: cytosol. NCBI's taxonomy places the organism in Eukaryota, Viridiplantae, Streptophyta, Magnoliopsida, Fabales, Fabaceae. Gene Ontology annotation, biological process: pentose-phosphate shunt; pentose-phosphate shunt, non-oxidative branch; carbohydrate metabolic process. The transcript has 10 exons. Bases 174 to 1016 code for a protein of 280 amino acids. The record is from RefSeq and is a predicted model, not a curated record.